Molecule: messenger RNA, 1059 nt
Organism: Penicillium argentinense
Lineage: Eukaryota; Fungi; Ascomycota; Eurotiomycetes; Eurotiales; Aspergillaceae
Exons: 3
Coding region: 1-1059 (352 amino acids)
Biological process (GO): transport
Molecular function (GO): transmembrane transporter activity
Source: RefSeq, a predicted model, not a curated record
AUGCGCCCAGAUACGUGGAACUGCAGCUGCACACUUCUCAGACUUGGAGGCAUGUCGGAUUUCUGGGCGGGUUACCUCAGUGGUGCCAUUGGAAUUAUCAUUGGAAAUCCGCUGGACGUGAUCAAGGUACGCCUGCAGGCUGGCAACCGUGCAGAUGCAUCUACGACGUCAUAUCCUGGCCGUUUCGAAAAGACGAGUUCUCUCGUUCGAGGUGCGGCUGCUCCGAUCUUAGGAUAUGGAGCCCUCAAUGCGAUCCUCUUCGUGGCCUACAAUCGGGCAUUGACGUCGAUGGAUCGCUCCAUUACAGACCCAACCAACCCAGAGGGUGUGUCUUUGUACAAAAUCUGGGUUGCCGGUGCCGCUGGCGGCCUGGGCAGUUGGACUGUGUCAUCUCCAACCGAGCUUAUCAAGUGCCGUGCGCAACUAGACAGCCGCCCAGAAGUCUCGUCCUGGGCAGUUGCGAAGGAUAUAUAUCGCAACCGUGGGUGGCGGGGUUUAUAUUAUGGAGGUGCAGUGACGGCUGCACGAGAUUCGAUUGGUUAUGGAUUCUACUUUUGGUCUUACGAAUUAUGCAAACGAUUGAUGACAACUGAAAAUGAAAGCACUCACCAAGCGGCGCUGAAAGUUCUUCUCUGCGGUGGCAUUGCAGGUAUUGUCACCUGGGGCUCGGUGUUCCCAUUGGAUAUGGUGAAGACCAGGCUGCAGGCACAGACCAUGCAUGAUUAUGUGGCAGGCUCACCUGCGGAAGGAGAGGCUCUAUUUCGGCGCCCUCGGCAAACAUUGAACUCCUUCCAGAUUGCACGAGAGAUUUACCGAGCCGAGGGAGUGCACGCGUUCUAUCGCGGCCUCGGGAUCUGCAGCAUUAGAGCGUUUAUUGUGAAUGCGGUUCAGGUAUGUACACUCGGGACACAUUCCAUUCCAGACCGAGACAACCAUGUACUAACGAGGUGGAAUCGGGCGAAGUGGGCGGCCUACGAGUGGCUGAUGAAGGCGCUGAGCAGUCCGGGGGGUGCCCAUGGGGCGGCGGCAGCGGGAGCGCCUGCGGAGGCACUGGUUUAG